Messenger RNA from Kockovaella imperatae, 1672 nucleotides. RefSeq lists its product as hypothetical. The transcript has 5 exons. Lineage: Eukaryota; Fungi; Basidiomycota; Tremellomycetes; Tremellales; Cuniculitremaceae. Bases 247 to 1461 code for a protein of 404 amino acids. The record is from RefSeq and is a predicted model, not a curated record.
GACUUGCUGUGAAGCAUCCACUAUAGUCCGUCUAAUACUCUCUCUACAUCUCUGUCUGACGGUCAUUCGUCCUCCAAUAUCGAUCCGAAGACGCCUUACUGCUUUUCUGAGCUGAGCUUGAGUCUCUGGGAGACAACACCAAAGGUUUUGCGGUCGUGCAGAUAAGAUCCACCUGGUGUGGCAUACAAAAAUCUCUCUCCCCACCCCAAUCUACCUUGGCAGGAACGCAUCCCAGACCUCUUCAACAUGCUCAUGUCCUUGAGGGCCAACAUUUACACGGCGCUGAUCGUUCCUGCGGUCUUGAUCGUCCUACUCCUGGUGUGGCACAAUGACAGCUAUGAUCCAAAGACCUUGCUCAGUCUAGGCAAUCACCCUAGUGGGGGGGUACCCAACGUUCAUCUUUUUUUCCCAGUCGACAAGCGCAGUGCCGAGUCUGAAGAUGGAUCUGUAGUUUUUUGCAAGACGAUUCAAGGGGCGGUGGUGAAUGGCUGGACGCCCAUCUUAUUCAAUUGGGAAGUAGAAAGCGAGCAUCAGAUGCGGAAGGUUCAAGGCUUGCGUGAUCUUCUUGACUCCCCCGUCCACACUGCUGGAUUUGAAGAGGAUGACUUGAUCCUGAUGAUGGACGCAUUCGACGUCUUCAUCCAGCUUUCGCCAGAAGUCGCUGCGAGACGAUUCACCGAGUAUGGCGAUGUAGAUGUCAUGGCCGCAGCGGAGAAGAAUUGUUAUCCCAAUGACCCGAACGGGCACAUUUGCCAGGAUGCUCCUUGGUCACCGCUUCACAACGGUCCAAACGCGAAUCUGUACCGUCCGAACGACGAUCCCAAUAGGCCUUACGAUCAAGAGGAAACUCUGCCUCGCCAUGUCAAUUCUGGUACCGUCAUUGGGAAAUUGAGCAAGAUGAGGACCUUUUACAACGAACUCUGGGACUUCAUGCUCAGCGACACAUAUGAGGGUUGGGACGAUCAAGGUGCCUUCGGAAUUUUCUUGACGGAUCAACCUGUCAAAACCAGACUCUCUGUCGACUAUCACUCUCGACUCUUCUGGCCAGGAUUCCAGGACUUUCAAAAUAUUCGAUUCAUGGGUACCCAUUACCCACCUGAUCCCAGUACGGCUGCUUCUUACUCGGAUCCCGAAGCUUCGGAUUACAUUCCAUGGGAUCUCUAUCCAAUGCUGGCUCAUCACAGAAAGACUGGAGAAGUUCCCGUUGCCCUUCACUUCAAUGGACCCAUCAAGGAACUGAUCAACGAAUGGUGGGGUCAACUCUGGUGGUCAUCCCAACGUGACCGUUUCUUGCCGAUUAUACACCAGCGCAUGAGUCAGGGCAAGGUCCUGAUCGCCAUCCCCGAGGGAUACAGAGAGAUGCCCGUUCAGGAGCUGUGUCCACACAUGGACAUUUGGCAAUGGCAGUCAUCUCACCAGACGACGGACGGUCGAGGCUCGUCUGUCGCUCAGGACGAAUGAGGGCGAGUGUUUGGGAGUUGGAGGCGUACAUGUCGUGGGUAUAUCAUAGGAAAGACUCCACCGCCAGCGAAAUAGAAAUAUAGACCGCUACGCAAACCGGAGACGUUGUAUUUAGUAGUAGUAUCAAGGGCUCCCAAGAUUUUAAUCGCCGUCGCUUACCAAGCCCUCAGGCUGACAACUUGAGCGUCCACAGGUACAUGCAUUAUGGUAU